UUCUCAUCCCUCCCCGUGCCCUUUGAUCCCUUCAACCCUGAGAACUAUCUCUGACUCCUUCUUGGGAGACAUCCCAUGUCCUGGAGAGAAUUCCACAGGCUCCCCACCUCCUGGGUGAAGAGACAUCUCCACAUCUCAGUGUCCCACCACACUACCCUGACUCCGUGUUCCCUGGUUCUGGGCUUCUCCCACCCCCAGCACCAGGACCAUCCUUCCUGCCUCGCCGCAGUACAUUUCCUAAAUUCCACCUGCCACUGCUUUGCCCACUGUCUAUAUAUUCUGUGUGUUGCCCGUUCAUUGAAACUUUGAAUUUAAUGUUCCUUAUUUCCUGAUUUAAAAACAAAAAACCCUUUAAGAAGUUACAAAUGGCAAUUAUUGACCACUACUGGUUGUAUCAUUGCCAGUGUUUUCAAUGCAACUAAGCCAUUAGCUGGGGUUUUUUUAGAGGACAGUUAAAAAUUAAUAAAUUUACAACUGCAAGUUUCUUUCACACAAAAGCAGCAGUAGAUAUAUGGGUUUUUACAGUAAUCCAAUAACUUUGUACAGAUUUGCAGAGUUAAAAUUCCAAGCUUUGAUACUGGAAUUUGAAUUUCCAUUUGCAAGAUUUACAUUCAUAAUCGGAGUGACAUAACCACCGCACUAUCUAAAAUGAGCAGUGUGUGGCACGGUGGCUCGGUGAUUAGCACUGCAGCCUCACAGUACCAGGGACCCAGGUUCAAUUCCAUCCUUGAGCAACUGUCUAUGUGGAGUUUGCACAUUCUCUCCAUGUUUGUGUGGGUUUCAUCCGGGUGCUCCGGUUUCCUCCCACAGUCCAAAGAUGUGCAGGUUAGGUGGAUUGACCAUGCUAAAUUACCCGUUGUGUCUAGGGAUGUUUUGGUUAGGUAGGUUAGACAUGGGAAAAUGCAGGGUUUUAGGGAAAGGGUAGGGGAAUGGGACUGGGUGGGAUGCUGUUCGGAGGGACAGUGUGGGCGGGCUUGUUGGACUGAAUGGCCAGUUUCCACACUGUAAGGAUUCUAUGAUUCACCAUGCCCCACCCAAUCCUAAAUAAAUACAAUCCUGAGCGAUCCAGUCGGUUCAGUUUAUCUUGCUUAAGUUCAUUGUGAUUUAUUGUCUCAUUGUAUUUAUUCCAAAUACAGUGUUGUUUCGUGUCACUCCUCCCCAGCACCACCAUAAAACACAGAAGUGUAAAGCCCAGAAAAUAAAACACUGAAGUUCAUCUUAAAAAGUCUUAUCUCAAAGUUUCGGUGGUCAGUGGAACAGCUCCUGCUUGCGGCUCAGCCGUGGACCUGGAUUCGGGCUCCUCUGCCCCGAUACCUUGAAUCCCUGUGGCUAAAUUGAUGACACUUCUCUGUCGCACCGUCGGAACAAACAGGCACCAAUCUCCGUCAGCAUCUCACCUCGACUAACUCCUUCCCAAUUACUCCAAAUUCCACGAGAACACUUUUCUCUUUUACCCCUGAUUCCUGACCCUGUGGAUUCUUAUUUUUUUGUCUGUAAUUUGUAUCCCGUUGUCAGCUUUCUUGCUAGCUUUCUACCUGAAGUGAGUUGUUUCUCAGCAGAAUUCAAAAACUCCACUUCUAAGUGCUACUGUUGAUCAUAAAGAUGCCUAGUGGUUGUGGUUAAGUUUUUUUUAGUGUGUUGCUGGCUGGACCAACGUUUGUAGCCGAUCUCACGUUGCCUUAAGGAAGGGCGUCGGGGGUGCCACCUAUAAAUUGUUCAGGGGUGCGUUGGUUGGAAUGCUGACUUGCUGAAGUAGUGUCUCUCUCAUAAGAAAGCCACCAAUGAUAAUAUAUACACUUCCAAUUUUUCUUUAACUGUUGCAGUCCUUCAGGUGUGGGUACAGCCACACUGCUGUCUGAAAGGGGAUCCUGGGAUUUUGAGCCAGUGUCUCUGAUUACUAGGUCCGGAUGCUGAAAACAAAUGAAGGAUUGAGAGAAACCAGUGUGGACUGCUAUUGGGAAAUGGAUCGAUACAAUGAGUUAAAACUUGCGCUGAAGAAGUGGGAGACUUCGUUCUUUGAGAUAAACAGACGGAAGCCAACAAAGGUUGAUGUGGCUUGUGCUUCAGAGGAGACUCAAAAAUUGUAUAGAGAAUAUAGAGCCAUCAAGCAAAAUAGGGAAAGACAGACUACAGAGAACAAUCAAAGUGCACAGGUAGAUUCUGGGAGUAAGUCCUUGAUGAAAACUGUCCAAAACGAGGAGGCUUCUGAAUGUGAUAUUUGGGGAUUACACCUUAAUCGCCAGAACAGAAAGUUUCAGGAGCUUGCGCCAAAGGAGCACAGUGCUCCAAAAGCAUCGGCCCAGUAUUAUGGAAUGAAAUUAAAGGAGAAACUUCGAACAACAGGACAGGAAAGACCAAUUUCUCUCCGUAAGUUGCUUACUUCAAGGAGGACACAGCUGUCCAAAGAGAACAAUGAUGGGGAGAACGGCCCAGUUGUUCGAGCACAUUCUGCCACCCUCAAGUCUGCUCAAGAUCUGCAGCCUGCACCUCAAGACUCUCCAAAUGGAUCUGAUCAACUGCAAUUUCUGCAUCCUGCCAUGAAAGAUAUUUCCCCAUCAAAAGUACUCCGAACCCAGACAAGGACUCCCCAGACUGUUAAUAAACUACAGCAAUUGCAACAGUGUGUGUCCAGGAGAUUAUCCUCCAUUGACCUCGGCUGGUUAGAUAGAUGCCAGGAGAUAACACAACCAGAUGUUAGAUUGCCCAUAUUGGGCAGACCUUCACUCCUAGCCAAUGGAAAAUACGGUUUCAACUCAGAUCAUGGAAAACUUCCUUCAUUUGGUGACUCUACUUCACAAACUGAUCACAAACCUCAAAACCUGAAUGACACAGUACAAGUGGUCAGUGAGCAGUCCCUGCAUCAAAGUGAUUUUCCAACAGUCAAUAAGGGGUCCUGUUCAGUCUCUGCUUCAUCUCCUUCAGCUGAUGAUACACCUUCCUCAUUGGGUAACGUCUCUUUAAAAGUUAAAUAUGAUGACCUGUCAGUUUCCAGUAGUGAUUUUUGGGAUUCUGAAAAGCCUGCAGAAUUAGGGAAUGGCUAUUUCCAAGAUGAUCAUACUUGCCAAAAAGAUAUUGGCACGGGGACUGUACAAAUUGUAGCAAGAACUAGAUUGGAGCAUCAAAUACACACUAACUCAGUGACCAGUAAAAAGAGAAAUUGCAAAACCCAAGAAUCUUCGCAGGAAGAUUGUGAUGGAGUAGAGAUAGCAACUGAUUGUGAGCACUCUCAAGAGCUAAAUGCUGGGAAAGGCUCACAAGAUCUGAAGACAAGCAGCAAAAAGAGACAGAGGACAUUUGCAGCAGAUGCAAUGAGUGCUGACGCUUGUGAAGACCUCGAAGGCAAUGCCAAGAAACGCAGAAAAGCAACGAAACCUUCAAACACUGUCACAGCUCAGAAACGGAAGAAGCGAAUUCUCAGAGCCAGUUGCAAAUCUGUGGCGGAUGACAACAGCCCAGAUGCAAAUGCGGAUGAGUGGAAACCAAAACCUGAGCUGCCAAAGGAGAAUCUGUACGGAGAUUUGGAAGAGGGGAACCUCUGUUCAGAGGGCCAGAAGAGCAGUGUAGUGAGAGUUACACAACCUAAAAAGGAUGGCAACUUUGUGAGAAUCAACCUCAAGAAGAAAUCACAUGUCAGAGGUGGAGUGUUACGAGGAGCAUCUCUUCGCAGACAGGUCUGGAAGCAGAAGUGGAAUCUAAAAGGGGAACAUUUUGGUGGUGGUGCUGGUCGAUUCAGCAGAAAGGGAGACAUGUGUUUCCGCUGUGGGGCAACAGGUCACUGGGCCAAGAACUGCAGUGGUCAGGGAUUUAACACUGGGUUUAAAGCAGCGUCUGAAGAGAAAGUGGAAAUGUCUGAGAUGACAGAUGAUGACAUUGCCCCAUUACCAACCCUGGAGGAAGUAGCUCGUUUGACAUCCAUGCAUAACACUGUGAGGGGCACCUUGGCUGCAGAUAAUGCAAGGGCGCAACUUGAACCAACGACUGCUGCUGAGUUUCAACUGAACACUGCUUGUCCGACAUUUGAGAAACCAAAAGCCCCACCAGCCGUGGAACCUCUCUACGGUCUUGCAGAGGAUGGAAAGGUCAUAGCUACUCCAGCAGAGGUAUUUGAAGCCCUGUCAGAGCUCGGGUUCCAUUCAUUCAGACCAGGCCAGGAACUAACCGUGAUGAGGAUUUUAUCAGGUCUUUCCACUUUGGUUGUGCUGUCCACUGGAAUGGGGAAAUCAUUUUGCUACCAGUUACCUGCAUACUUGUAUGCCAAGAGGUCAAAGUGCAUCACCUUGGUGAUUUCACCUCUUGUAUCGCUUAUGGAUGAUCAGGUUUCAGGGCUUCCGUCGAAACUGAAGGCAGUUUGUAUCCACUCCAGUAUGACAAGGACACAGAGGGAAGCAGCUGUUGCAAAGGUGAAAGAGGGUAAGGUCCAUGUGCUGUUGCUCUCCCCAGAGGCACUUGUUGGUGGUGGUCGGGCUGGAUCAAGUUGUCUCCCACCUGCACGUGAACUUCCCCCAGUGGCUUUUGCGUGUAUCGAUGAGGCACACUGUGUCUCAGAAUGGUCUCACAACUUCAGACCGUGCUACCUCCGCCUGUGUAAGGUCCUGAAGGAACGUUUGGGAGUGAAGUGCCUGCUGGGUUUAACAGCCACUGCCACACUAGUGACAGCUCGGAACAUUGCACAUCACCUUGGGAUCCAGGAGCAAGAAGGAAUAGCUGUACGCUCUGCAGAUGUACCAGCCAAUUUGUUUCUCAGUGUGUCUACAGACCGGGAUAGAGAUCAGGCUCUUGUAACUUUGAUCCAAGGUGACCGAUUUGCCUCCUUGGAUUCCAUUAUUGUCUACUGCACACGGAGAGAGGAGACGACCCGUAUUGCAGCCCUGCUUCGUACAUGCCUUCAGGGAGUUACGCUAAGGGAGAUGCCACAAGAACAAACUGUGGAGGGGGAGAUGGCUGAGGAAGUCCUAGCAAAAAGAAAGAAAGCUAUGGCAAAAAAGAAGUUGAGGCGACCUUUAAAGUGGAUUGCUGAUUGCUACCAUGCUGGAAUGUCAGCCAGUGAACGGAGGAGAAUUCAGAACAACUUCAUGAGUGGUCAGCUGCGUAUUGUGGUGGCAACAGUGGCCUUUGGCAUGGGAUUGGAUAAGUCAGACGUUCGAGGGAUCAUACACUAUAAUAUGCCAAAGGGCUUUGAGAACUAUGUGCAAGAAAUUGGCCGUGCUGGGAGAGACGGGAAGCCUGCCCAUUGCCAUCUCUUCUUGGACCCAGAUGGUGGAGAUUUGAAUGAGUUGCGCCGCUACAUUUACGCUGACACUGUGGAUUAUUAUACAGUCAAGAAACUGGUACAGAAAGUAUUCCCACCCUGCAAAUGCCGUCAGAUUUAUCAGAAACAGCAAGAUGUCAGUUGUUGGGCCAUCACAGACAAUGAGUUGCUGGAAAUCCCUGACCCAUCUGAAGAACUGCCCAUUGAAGGGGAACAGCCCCCUGAGGGAGAUCAGUCCCUCGAAGAAUUUGAUGUAAAUUCUUCAAGGGUCUGCCACAGGCACGAGAGGGCAAUGUCAAUCCAGAAAACUGUUGAGAUGUUAGAUAUCCGAGAGGAAGGAAUUGAAACUUUGCUGUGUUACCUGGAACUGCACCCCCAGCACUGGGUAGAAUUGAUGCACCCAACCUUUUCAACCUGUCGCCUCCAGUGUUACAGCGGACCCAUGCAACUGAGAAACAUAGCAAGGAGAUGUCCUCCUGUGGCUGUGGCCCUUGCCAAAGAGCGCCUGUGUGGUGUGGAACAUACCCACUCCAAUUCAGUCGAGUUUGAUGUUGUGGAAAUGGCUGAUUCAAUGGGAUGGGAACUUCUGCCAGUUAAACGAGAACUAAGGCAACUGCAGUGGACAACAUCUCAACCUAAGCAAGGGUUUCAAGGCACUGGGAAGAAUGGUGUACUCGUGGAAUUCAGUAACCUGUCCUUCCACUUCCGAUCCUAUGGGGAUCUUGACAGUGAGGAACUGGAUGCAGUUUGUAAGUUCCUGCACCAGCGAGUAUUGGCCCAUGAAAGGACUGCACUAUGUCACCUCAGAGCUUGCUUCAAAUCAUUCCACAGUGUAGCCUUUAAGAACUGCAGCAUCUGUGCCGAUGCUGUUUCUGUGGAGAAGAGCUCACGUUUGAAACAAGUGCUGAAAGAAUAUUUUGAUCAGAAAAAUGAUCAGACUCAAAGCGUGAAUUACUCAGAAGAUGAGGAUGAAUUGAGCAGAGCAAAGCUCAAAGACUGGGAAAGUCAGAUCCGAGCUGACGUCCGACAGUUCUUGUCCAUCCAUCAUGAGGAGAAGUUCUCUGGCAGAGCCAUUGCAAGAAUAUUUCAUGGUAUAGAGAGCCCGUGUCAUCCAGCUCAGGUCUACGGACGAGAUCGAAGAUUCUGGCGGAAAUAUCUCAACUUUGACUUCAAUGAAAUAAUACGGAUGGCGACAGAGGAAUUGAUCAGAAUGAAGUGAGGUUGAGCAGGCAGAUUCCUAGCAUGGGGUGUCUGUUGCCCAACAUGGUUAGAGCUACUAUUAAACAUUGUAGCUGCUUCCCAACUGAGCCACACAACCUGCCAUCUUACAUUGAGGAGCCUCAACACCUUUAUGUGGGGGCAGUGACCGAGCAUUGCCUAGAUCCGUCAUGGUUUUAAUAUAAUUGGCUGCUGUUUUCACCCCGAUCAUCUGCAAACUCUGAUCUUCAGGUUUAUCUUAGCUGUUGACUCAUCAUGGAUUUCAGGGCUGUUCCCUCUUCUCAUCUUGCUUCCCAACUCAAAACCAAAAAAGCACAGGAAUGUUAUUAGCAACCAAGGUAAUGCUAAUAUCUGUGUAGCAAGAGGAAGGAACCUUUUGAAAUAGAAUUUGCAAUUAAGACAUGGUCCCUGUAUUGAGCAUAGCAUCCACUGCUCAGAUUCUGUUGACAGUAGUAGGGUUAAGAUCAGAGGGAGCUCUCAAAUGAUGCAACUGAUUUGUGUCAUAUUAAAUAAAAAACCAGGUAGACCUGCAGAUGCUGUAAAACAGGAACAAAAACAGAAGUCGCUGGAAAAGCUCAGCAGGUCUGGCAGCACUGUGAAGAAAUAAUUCAGAGUUAAUGAUUCAGGUCUGAUGACCCUUCCUCAGAACUUGUUGAUGUAGGCUGCAGAGGGACCCACCAGCAAGUGAUCCUCGGCAAACAUUAAAUAAUAAAGCAGUUUUGUCAUCACUAAUGCUGCUUUGAUAGUUGUUUACCAUCUCUAGUUUUUGCUGUGCUAGAGCCACUAAACAUAUCUUAAAAACAAUAAUAGCAGAACGCUGAAGCCCACUUAGAUGAUCCAGAUCUGUCAAGACAGGUAGGCCUUUGGAACGAAUGUUCUGUAAGAAGUGCUGUCGUGAACGACAUUCACCUAAAAUAUUCAUUUCUCUUGGUUAACAUUAGUGGUCGUGCUGUGCAUUCACAGAUGUUCUGAUUCAUUAUUUCAGGCUUUCAGUUUUUGUAUUUUCCACUGAUUUGUAAAUCUGUCACACUUUGAAGUAUUUGGCAACUUCCCAACUUUGAAUCAAGGUUGUUCAGUUUUAAUGGAGGACCUGACGUAAUGUUAAUACUUCAUUCUUCUAAAUGACGUUUGAGGGUAAAUGGUUAUUGGUCAUUUGAUAACCAAGAGUAAUUUAGCAAUCAUGUCUUCGGAUUGUUCUUAUUAAUUUAGUUACUGCCUUCAAAACAGUCUGCACUGCUGUUGUGGCUUUGCUGAGGUGAUGUGCUACAGUGCACAAGGCUCCCUGUGUACAGAGGAAUGUUCCAGAGGUGUCAGAAUGUUCAUUGGUUGUCAUUUUACACAGUGUUCUUACAGUCUUCUAUCUAUUUAUAUUUGUAUUAUAUUA
Stegostoma tigrinum is the source of this 7850-nucleotide messenger RNA. It is a transcript of the gene recql4, whose product is annotated as RecQ helicase-like 4. Lineage: Eukaryota; Metazoa; Chordata; Chondrichthyes; Orectolobiformes; Stegostomatidae. The transcript has 25 exons. Gene Ontology annotation, cellular component: nucleus; cytoplasm; chromosome. Gene Ontology annotation, biological process: double-strand break repair via homologous recombination; telomere maintenance; DNA replication. The coding region runs from base 1908 to 6467 and encodes 1519 amino acids. The record is from RefSeq and is a predicted model, not a curated record. Gene Ontology annotation, molecular function: four-way junction helicase activity; 3'-5' DNA helicase activity; zinc ion binding.